UUCGUUCGUCACGUCAAUUUCGUGUAUCUUUUUCGGCACCCAAAUUAUUUUAAUUCUUUGUGAUUUGAGUGUGUGCUAUCAGUUUAAAACGUUUCUUGGAGUUUUUAGUUGGUGCUUUAAUAUUUACCAAUUUUUUUUAUACAAUGCAAAGUGUAAUUAACACAGUAAAGGGCACCGCUCUGGGGGUGGCUGGGUAUUUGACUCCGGUGCUCAAGGAGUCCAAGUUCCACGAGACUGGUGUGCUGACCCCCGAGGAGUUUGUGGCGGCGGGCGACCACCUGGUGCACCACUGCCCCACCUGGCAGUGGGCCAAGGGCGAGGAGGCCAAGGUGCGGCCCUACCUGCCUGCCGACAAGCAGUUUCUCAUCACUAGGAAUGUGCCAUGCUACAGGCGAUGCAAACAGAUAGAAUAUUGUGAGGACAAAGAGAAAGUGAUAGAAGAUGAACAUGAUGCAGAUGGAGGUUGGGUGGACACACAUCACUACGACAACACUGGCUCCCCCACUAUAGAAGAAAAGGUGUGCGAGAUGACGCUAGAAGCAGCGGACACGGGCGACAGCGAGCCGGCGAGCGGCGACGCGGACGACGACGACGACGACGGCGAGCCCGAGGACAUGGAGCAGUUCCAGGAGUCCGGCCUGCUGGACGAGGUCGACCCGUCAACAGACCUAGCGCCGCGCAAGGAGCCGAAGAGCGCGGCGGCGGGGGCGGGGGCGGGCGCGGGCGCGGAGGGCGACGAGAUCGUGCGCACGCGCACCUACGACCUGCACAUCACCUACGACAAGUACUACCAGACGCCGCGCCUCUGGCUCAUCGGCUACGACGAGGACCGCACGCUGCUGAGCGUGGAGCAGAUGUACGAGGACGUGUCGCAGGACCACGCCAAGAAGACCGUCACCAUGGAGGCGCACCCGCACCUGUCCGGGCCCAGCAUGGCCUCCGUGCACCCCUGCAGGCACGCCGAAGUGAUGAAAAAGAUCAUCGAAACAGUGACGGAGAGCGGCGGCGAGAUGGGUGUGCACGCGUACCUCAUAGUCUUCCUGAAGUUCGUGCAGAGCGUCAUCCCCACCAUCGAGUAUGACUUCACGCAGAACUUCGCCAUGAACUAGCCCCGCCCACUCAGGCCACGCCCACCGCACGCCACGCCCCCUCUGCGC
Messenger RNA from Ostrinia nubilalis (European corn borer), 1157 nucleotides. RefSeq names its product ubiquitin-like-conjugating enzyme ATG3 (gene Atg3). The transcript has 7 exons. NCBI's taxonomy places the organism in Eukaryota, Metazoa, Arthropoda, Insecta, Lepidoptera, Crambidae. Gene Ontology annotation, molecular function: Atg8-family ligase activity. Gene Ontology annotation, biological process: autophagy of mitochondrion; autophagosome assembly; nucleophagy. The coding region runs from base 144 to 1109 and encodes 321 amino acids. The record is from RefSeq and is a predicted model, not a curated record. Gene Ontology annotation, cellular component: phagophore assembly site; cytosol.